Trypanosoma rangeli is the source of this 753-nucleotide messenger RNA. RefSeq names its product 40S ribosomal protein S6. Gene Ontology annotation, molecular function: structural constituent of ribosome. Lineage: Eukaryota; Euglenozoa; Kinetoplastea; Trypanosomatida; Trypanosomatidae. Bases 1 to 753 code for a protein of 250 amino acids. The transcript has a single exon. The record is from RefSeq and is a predicted model, not a curated record. Gene Ontology annotation, biological process: translation. Gene Ontology annotation, cellular component: ribosome.
AUGAAGCUUAACAUCGCCUACCCGCGGAAUGGCACUGUAAAGCAGUUUGAUGUGACCGACGAGGUUCUCCGCCGCAUUAACCUGAACGAUUACCGCCUGGGCAACGAGGUUAAUGGUGAAAUUUUUGGCGAUGAGUUUAAGGGCUACACGUUUAAGCUUCGCGGCGGGUCUGACAAAGAUGGAUUCCCCAUGGUGCAGGGUGUGAUGGCUUCCAGCCGCGUUUCCCUCCUUGUUAAACGUGGCGCCGUUGGCUUCAACACCUUUCGCGGGUACCAAGGUGAGCGCCGUCGCAAGUCUCUUCGUGGAUGCGUAUUGGCCAACGAUAUUGCCGUUCUUAACGUCACUGUGGAGAAAACCGGUAUGCAGCCAAUUGAGGGCGUGACAGACACUUCUCUUCCGCGUCGUCUGGGGCCUAAGCGUGCGAACAACAUUCGUAAGCUCUUUGGCCUCUCCCGCGAUGACGAUGUCCGUAAGUACGUUGUUCGCCGCAAGGUGUCAAAGGAGGGUAAGAAGGACAGGUUUAAGGCACCAAAGAUUCAGCGUCUCAUCACGUCCACGAUCAGAGCUCGCCGCGCCAAGAAAGCCAAGCUAGCAGUAGAGAAGGUGCGUCAGUCAGCACAAGAACGUCGGGAAUAUUUGCGACUGAUUGGUAUCCGUCGUCGUGCCGCUCGUCAGCGCAAAACUGCCCGUCUGCAUGCGCAUAAGGCUGCCGCUCAAAAGACGGAGGUCACUGUCUUCAAGGGGAAAAAGUAA